Messenger RNA from Phanerochaete carnosa HHB-10118-sp, 727 nucleotides. RefSeq lists its product as uncharacterized. The transcript has 5 exons. Bases 53 to 727 code for a protein of 224 amino acids. The record is from RefSeq and is a predicted model, not a curated record. NCBI's taxonomy places the organism in Eukaryota, Fungi, Basidiomycota, Agaricomycetes, Polyporales, Phanerochaetaceae.
CGAAUUCUACGACAAAUACUUGAUCCGCGCUUUCGCUACAUACAGCAUUGACAUGGACCCUUCGCCUCUUCAUCUCUAUCGGGACAUAUAUGCUAUUACCGAAGGUUCAAGCUUGCGGCAGCCAAUGGACCAGAGUCGUUACCGGGCGAAGUCCCUUGCCCUUAUGCGCGACAACUAUCGCUGCAUGUUGACCGGUCGAAUUGAUAUCAUGGCCGCGCUCCACGUGGAGGCACUGAGCCGCGAAUUGAACGACGACAGAACUCAGCUUGAGGCAACGCGCUGCGCAUAUAUAUUCCCCGAAUUUCUCGCUGCUGAUGCUGACAGUGAUGCGGAGCGUCAGGACAUAGCCAAAGUAUGGGACGUCAUCAAGGGUUUCGGCUACUCCAAGAUUCAGGGAGAGCUGAAGGGCCUUCAAGUCCAUUCCCUGCGCAACAUACUCACUCUGGAGGUCACCAUGCACUCGCUCUUUGAGGAUCCCAAGCUAUGGUUCGUCCCGACUGAGACACCGAAUCGCUAUGUUGUCGAGGCAUCGAUGCCUGGACUUUUCGAGUGCGGAAUGAUUCCGCGCACCAUCGAGUUCAAGACCACUGAGUCUGACCUCGAGUUGCCGUCUGGGGAGUAUUUAAACAUUCACGCCACUUGUUGUCGGGUAUACCAUUUGUCAGGUGCUGCGGAGUACUUUGACAAGCUGUAUGACAAUGAUGAUCUGGCUGUGGACGAGGAAUAG